This is a messenger RNA of Arabidopsis arenosa, 885 nucleotides long. The record is from the annotation of a GenBank genome assembly. NCBI's taxonomy places the organism in Eukaryota, Viridiplantae, Streptophyta, Magnoliopsida, Brassicales, Brassicaceae.
AUCAUAAUCAUUUGGAUAAUCCAGAAUCCGAUUAGACCCAACAAAUUGAAAUUAUCUACGAAGAAUACGAGCAAAACCAAAUACAUACAGAUUGAGAUCCUAAACAGCCGGACUCUCGACGAUCUUCAGAGACAUGCCCGUCUUCUUCUUCUUCUUCUUCCAUUUUUCAUCUUUCUAUUUCAAGGAGAGGACUUGCCUUUUUAACCGAACCAACCCGAAUUUAUCAGCUCCGAUUCGAUUUCUAUUUGAAACAUUAAACCGAUCGGUUUCGACUUUCGUAAACGACGCCGUGUAGUCACUUCACGUAUAAUGGGCCUUUUAGUGGGCUUCUUGAUGUUUAUGCGCUUAAUAUUUAUCAAAAACCCUAAUACUCUCUUCUUCGUCACAUAAAGAAUUUCUUCGCCGCUCAAUUGCUUCCAUCUGUUUCUCUCAGCCGGCGAAAAUGGGUUUUAAGAGAUUCGUGGAGAUUGGGAGAGUGGCGCUCGUUAACUACGGCGAGGAUUACGGAAAGCUCGUGGUUAUCGUCGAUGUAGUCGACCAAAACAGGGCACUUGUGGAUGCCCCUGACAUGGAGAGAAUCCAGAUGAAUUUGAAGAGGUUGUCUCUUACUGACAUUGUGAUUGAUAUCAACAGAGUGCCCAAGAAGAAGCAUUUGAUCGAGGCAAUGGAGAAGGCUGAUGUGAAGAACAAGUGGGAGAAGAGUUCAUGGGGUAGGAAACUUAUUGUGCAGAAGAGAAGAGCUGCACUCAAUGAUUUCGACAGGUUCAAGAUCAUGUUGGCCAAAAUCAAGAGGGCUGGUAUUGUGAGGCAGGAGCUUGCUAAGCUAAAAAGGGAGACCGCUGCUUAAUUUCUUAAUUAUUAUAAUCGUUAUCAUUACCAAUUCUU